Molecule: messenger RNA, 1334 nt
Organism: Fukomys damarensis (Damara mole-rat)
Lineage: Eukaryota; Metazoa; Chordata; Mammalia; Rodentia; Bathyergidae
Gene: Aqp1
Product: aquaporin 1 (Colton blood group)
Exons: 4
Coding region: 199-1008 (269 amino acids)
Biological process (GO): hyperosmotic response; renal water transport; carbon dioxide transmembrane transport
Cellular component (GO): membrane
Molecular function (GO): ammonium channel activity; carbon dioxide transmembrane transporter activity; glycerol transmembrane transporter activity
Source: RefSeq, a predicted model, not a curated record
GCAGAGUCUGCAUCCAUCGCAGAGAGGAGGCCUGUGUGGUAUGGGGCGGGCCAGGAGCAAGGAGAGGCCUUCCUCCCUUUGUGCUCCCCCCCGCACCCCCCCAGCCCUAUAAAUAGGCCCAGCCCAGGCUGUGGCUCAGCCCUCGGAGGGACUGGAGCACCAAGCAGCGAGCGGUCUCAAGCCAAGCCCCCAGCUAACAUGGCCAGCGAGUUCAAGAAGAAGAUCUUCUGGAGGGCUGUGGUGGCCGAGUUCUUGGCCAUGACCCUCUUCGUCUUCAUCAGCAUUGGCACUGCCCUGGGCUUCAAUUACCCAGUUGGGGGAAACCAGACGGCUGUGCAGGACAAUGUGAAGGUGUCUCUGGCUUUUGGGCUAAGCAUUGCCACACUGGCCCAGAGCGUGGGCCACAUCAGCGGUGCCCACCUCAACCCGGCUGUCACCCUGGGGCUCCUGCUCAGUUGUCAGAUCAGCAUCCUUCGGGCAGUCAUGUACAUCAUCGCCCAGUGCGUGGGGGCCAUCGUCGCCACCGCCAUCCUCUCAGGCAUCACCUCCAACCUGCCUGAAAACUCACUUGGCCGCAACGACCUGGCCGUUGGUGUGAACUCGGGCCAGGGCCUCGGCAUUGAGAUCAUCGGCACCCUGCAGCUGGUGCUGUGUGUGCUGGCCACCACCGACCGGAGGCGCCGCGACCUUGGUGGCUCUGCUCCCUUAGCCAUCGGCCUCUCCGUGGCCCUGGGGCACCUGCUGGCUAUUGACUACACUGGCUGUGGUAUUAACCCUGCUCGGUCCUUUGGCUCCGCAGUGAUCACCCACAACUUCAGCAACCACUGGAUCUUCUGGGUCGGGCCUUUCAUCGGGGGAGCCCUGGCAGUGCUGAUCUACGACUUCAUCCUGGCCCCCCGCAACAGUGACCUCACAGACCGCAUGAAGGUGUGGACCAGUGGCCAGGUGGAGGAGUAUGACCUGGACGCAGAUGACAUCAACUCCAGGGUGGAGAUGAAGCCCAAAUAGAAGGACCUGCCCUCAGCAUCCAUGUGGGGGCAGGGGCAGGGAUGGGCGGAGGGAGGGGAGGGCUGAAAUUCAUAUUGUAGACACUCUGCCAAGCCGGCCAACGUCACUCCCCAAGGUUUGCCAAACCUGCGCAGCCAGGCCUCAUUGGAGGUGUUUCUCUUACUUGCUUUCUUUCUCUGUUUCCUGGGCCUCAGAGCUUCCUGGGGACCAAGAUUUACCAAUUUACUCCUCCCUUGUUGUCACCGAAGAAGUGAAAGAGAGGAACCCAUCUGCUAUUGUCCCCUCAGGGUGUGUUGGGAGGUGUGCCAGAAAGUCUCCCCUCACCC